AUGCGAAGUCCAUUCUCGUUGGUCACCCUUGGAGCUUUCCUAGGGUUGACCCGUGCCCUGGAUCUCCCCAUUAUCACGCUGCCCUGGGGAAAAUAUCAGGCCGAAGUACUUGCAGACGACGAAGAGAUCCUCCUCUUUAAAAACGUUCGCUUUGGCAUGGAGCCACCUCGCUUUGGUGCUCCAUCCUUCCCCGAUUGGAAAAAUGAUUCUAUCCAGAGCCCAAACCGCGACACAACCUGUUUCCUGUUGACACUUCCUUUGAUUGGCAACCCAGGCCAGACAGAAGAUUGCCUGUUCCUUGACAUCUAUGUUCCCAAGCGGGCUUUUGAAGAAGAUAAAACAGCCCUCCCAGUCACCGUAUGGAUCUCUGGCGGUGCCUACAUAAUGACUGUAAAGACCAAAGGCGGCAAGGCCGCCCUCCAAGCGUCCAACUACAAGUCAAUAUUCAUCGAGGGCAACUACAGAUUGGGAGCAUUCGGCUGGCUCGCCGGCGACUACAUGCAGCAAGUUGGACAGCCCAAUGCGGGCCUUUACGACCAGGCUCUUCUCUUCGAGUGGGUUCAGAAAUACAUCGAUCAAGUCCACGGCGACAAAGAGUCCGUCAGCGCCUGGGGUGAGUCGGCGGGAGCAGGUUCAAUCCUGCACCAUCUCGUCCGCGAGGAUGGUGCGGUUGAUCCCAACUUCCACACCUUUGCCGCACUGAGCCCAGCGUUCGAGUGGGCCUGGGACAACUCUCCUGGAGGGAGACUCGACACAAUAUUUAGGAACUUGUCCUACCUCGCUGGAUGUAAGGAUGCCUACGAUAUCGACUGCUUACGCCAGGCACCCGUUAAAGAUGUUGCCAGCGCGAGCACUGAACUUUACAAUUCAGCAUUCGAAAGCGGCCUGCUCGCGUUUGGGCCUUCCACGGAUGGUAAAUGGAUCAAGAACCUCUCACCCAUCUCCUUUUCCGAGGGCAAAUACUGGAAGAACAUCAAAUCGAGCAUCAUCUCACAUGUUUCGAAUGAGGCUUAUGUGUUCAAGCCCAGGUCCGUGGUCGAUGAGACCACCUUCGACGCAUUCCUCAACGAAUUCCUGCCUGGUCCGGCUCUGGCCCCCCAGAGAGUCGCAAUCAAGAAGCAGUACGACUGCAAGGAGAAGUGGUAUGACGACUACCCACUGUGCGUAACCGCCAUCAUAAGUGACGCCGUCUUCACCUGCAACACACGAGAUCUGGCCACAGCUUACCCUGGCAUCUCAUACAUGAUGGAGUUCGCCUUCCCUGUUGACUGGCUUGCAUUUCAUGCCGUAGAUGUCAUCUUUCUGUUUCACUCCAAUGCUAAGAAGGUGGGGAAGAUUCUGCAGGGCUUCCUGGAGAAGAUUAACAUUCCGCUUCCUAAGAACCAGGUUGAAAAAGCGGCUGGGAUCGUGGGCGAUGUGAUCGAAUCGCUCAGCCGGCCGUAUCAAAAAUAUUUCGCUUCUUUUGCACUUUCGGGUGACCCUAAUACAUUGCCCCAGGAGGUAAAGUGGCCUCCUGUGAAGGACGACGGCGACGAGUUCUCGGACGUCUUGCAAGUUGGCUUUAACUGGGAUACAUCCAACUGGGGCCCUUCUUUUAAGCUUGUCUCGGAUUCGGAGAACUCCAAGGCCAGCUGCUCGUUCUGGACUGAACUUGCCAAGGAGAUUGUGGCCGCAAAGACGACAUAUGGUGCUUCACAUGGCGCUCCGCUGGAGGUGCAGUAUCCCAUUGAUAGUGGCAAUGAGCUCUAA
This is a messenger RNA of Clonostachys byssicola, 1749 nucleotides long. The record is from the annotation of a GenBank genome assembly. Lineage: Eukaryota; Fungi; Ascomycota; Sordariomycetes; Hypocreales; Bionectriaceae.